AAGGACUCCAACAAUUACAAUGCUCUCCAAAAUUCCAUGCUUUUUGCAGCUUCUGUGUCACUGACUUUCCUAAGUAAUCAUCCUCUUCUUCCCCACCGCGGCACAGUAAACCCUAGACUAACCUGCAGCUCUAUUGCUCUGACCCUAAAAAUGUCUUGGGCAUGCAAAGAAUGCACCUUUCUCAACCCCCCACCGACCCCAUCUCAAAAGCCCACCUGCAAAAUCUGCCUCUGCCCAUCAUCGCCGCCAUCCCAAUCGCCGCCGUCUUCUUCCACUGCAAAAUGGUCGUGCAAGGCCUGCACUUUCCUCAACUCCUACAAGAACUCUAGCUGCGAAGUGUGCGACACUCGGGCUCCGAUCUCCUCCCUCUCAAGUUUCGAGGAUUUGGAUGACUGAUUCGGGAUCGGUGGCGGUGAGGACCUUGAUUCUUCAGUGGGCUCUGUUUCUCCCUUGCAGCGGUGCAAGAGGAAGGCGGUUGAAGACCACCCAAUUGAGGUUAAACAGGGUUCUUCCAGUUUCAAUCCGGUUCGAGGCGUCAAGGCUUCCGAUAAUUGGAUGACUGUAUCGGUUUCCAAGGCGUCCGGUAAGGGGAUAACCGUAUCGGGUUCUUCCAAUUCCAAUGUGACUCCAGGGCUCAAGGCUUCCGAUAAGGGGGUAACUGUAAAAGAGGGCACUGGUUCUGGGUCUUCUGCUGCGGGUUUGAAUACGUUGAAGAUUAUGAGUUACAAUGUUUGGUUCCGAGAGGACCUAGAAAUGCACAAGAGGAUGAAAGCUCUUGGUGACCUUAUCCAACAGCAUUGCCCAGAUGUCAUUUGCCUUCAGGAGGUUACCCCGAACAUAUAUGACAUCUUUCGAAAAUCUAGCUGGUGGAAAGUGUAUCAAUGCUCAGUUUCAAGUGAGACGGCAAAUUCAAGUGCAUACUUUUGCAUGCAGUUAAGCAAAUUGCAAGUGAAGUCCUUCAGCUGUAAACCCUUUGAGAACAGUGUGAUGGGGAGAGAACUUUGUGUUGCUGAAGUUGAAGUCGAGAAGGACAAACAUUUGGUUGUUGCCACUAGCCAUCUCGAAAGCCCUUGCCCCAGCCCUCCAACAUGGGAUCAGAUGUUCAGUAAAGAACGUGUGGAACAGGCAAAGGAGGCUGUCAACUUUCUAAAGAAGAACCAAAAUGUGAUUUUCUGCGGUGACAUGAACUGGGAUGACAAGUUGGAUGGUAAAUUUCCUUUAACUGACAGAUGGGUUGAUGCUUGGGAAGAGUUAAAACCUGGGGAAGAUGGAUGGACAUAUGAUACCAAGUCAAACAAGAUGUUGACUGGCAACCGAAAACUGCAGAAGCGACUAGAUCGAUUUUUGUGUAGUCUGCAUGAUUUCAGGGUGAGUAAAAUUGAAAUGAUUGGGAUGGAUGCAAUACCGGGUGUAUCUUAUAUCAAGGAAAAGAAAGUGAAGACGGAGAUCAGGAAGCUGGAGCUCCCUGUUUUGCCUAGUGACCAUUAUGGCUUGCUUUUGACAAUCUGUAGCCAGUGAUGUCAUUUUGUUGACAUAAAAGAUUGCGGUUAUCCUAGGUGCAUCGGUCGUUUUUUGUGACGGACUUGUACGUGUUGCAUGGUAUUUUGAGUAUUAUCUCAUAUGAAUAUGAUAUGGAAGUUGGAUGUUGCCUUCUCAUUUUGUAUGAAGUUCUGUGGAUGAAGGUUCAACUGCCAAACUGAAUGGCUGGUAUUUUGUUUAGUAUCUUUAGUUUCUUGCUAUGGAUAAUGACCUUCUUAUAAAUUCUCCUAUGAUUUUUUCGCA
Molecule: messenger RNA, 1782 nt
Organism: Pyrus x bretschneideri (Chinese white pear)
Lineage: Eukaryota; Viridiplantae; Streptophyta; Magnoliopsida; Rosales; Rosaceae
Product: tyrosyl-DNA phosphodiesterase 2
Biological process (GO): double-strand break repair
Cellular component (GO): cytoplasm; PML body
Molecular function (GO): 5'-tyrosyl-DNA phosphodiesterase activity; single-stranded DNA binding
Source: RefSeq, a predicted model, not a curated record